GUUUAUAUAUAACUUUCAGAGACGGGAAACUACAUAUGGCCCUUCAAUCUUAAUUGAGACAAGAUGAAUUUCUCCAUAUGUCUUCUCGUAACGCUCUUCGUGGGUACCGUGGCCUAUAGAGCUAGAGGAAAGGAGUUUUUCAAAGAGAAAGAGGGUGUAAUGCAGAAUGAAAAACCCUUAUGGAAAGAAUUGCUUCAAAAAAGGGGAGUAAUUCAUUUUAUUAAAACCUCCAACGACGAGGAAGAUGAUGCAAACAAAAUGAUCCCAGUGACUGACGAACUAUUCAUUUUUAGACAAGAGGGAGAAACGGCCGUUACAAGGGAAGAUCCGAAUCCCAAAGAGGAGGCAGAAAAAAAUAGUCCACCUCCUGGUGGACCAUCUCAUGUUGAUAAUUCUGAAGGAGAAAUACAAGGACCGGAAAGGAACCCAGUACGUAAGGUGAAGUACAGACCUAGGCAAGGCAGAAACUUCAUGACGGCGGGACGGAAGAAAAUCCUAGCAAGAGAUUUUAACUCCGCAAUUUUUAGAGUUGGAGGAUCAAAUUGGUCACCAUGAUUUUCUGUAUGAGUACUUUUUAUUUUAAAUUUCUUGUUUGAAAAAGAAAUAAAGCAGUUUCU
Ostrea edulis (European flat oyster) is the source of this 617-nucleotide messenger RNA. RefSeq lists its product as uncharacterized. The coding region runs from base 64 to 555 and encodes 163 amino acids. The transcript is spliced from 2 exons. The record is from RefSeq and is a predicted model, not a curated record. Lineage: Eukaryota; Metazoa; Mollusca; Bivalvia; Ostreida; Ostreidae.